CUGAGAACGAGUUAGUUUUGAAUGCAAUUUUCCGGGAAGCCGCACGAGGAUUACGAUGGAGCCAGAUUUAAUACAAAAUUCUCAUGUACAUCACAAUAGUUAUGAGGACACUGACUUCGGACCAAAGUUUAAGAAGUUGAGAAUAACUGACAACGUCAGAGAAUUACAGACUGUGUUACGUGACAAAUCAACAUCACGAGGGGAUUUUAUUUUUUAUGCAGAUCGAUUGAUUCGCCUUGUAGUUGAGGAGGGUCUCAAUCAACUUCCUUACAGAUCAAGCGAGGUCACCACUCCUACAGGACAGGUAUACAGUGGUCUAAGAUAUGAGAAAGGAAAUUGUGGGGUCAGCAUAAUGAGAAGUGGAGAGGCGAUGGAGCAAGGUCUUCGAGACUGUUGUAGGUCGAUACGUAUUGGAAAAAUCCUCAUCCAGAGUGACGAGGACACACACGAGGCCAAGAUUGUAUAUGCCAAACUCCCUCCUGAUAUUGCUGACCGCAAGGUGCUCCUAAUGUACCCCAUCUUGAGUACAGGGAACACUGUAGUAAAGGCCUGUGCAAUACUCACAGACCACAAAGUACCGGAGGAAAAUAUCAUCCUAUUGAAUCUCUUCACAACUCCACAGGCUGUUCGCUUGGUCCAGAAUAAAUAUCCAGAAGUGACCAUCUUGACAUCAGAAGUUCACCCUGUGGCACCUAAUCAUUUUGGACAGAAGUAUUUUGGUACAGAAUAAUGAACGUUGGAAAGCUCAAUAGCUCUCAGUGUGAAUGCUUGGUAAUGAAUAUGUCUUAAGUUUUGGUAUGUCUGUAAAAAAUGAGAACUUAGAAGGAACAAUUUUUUCGUCUGCUUUAAAUCAAUUGUCCAUUUUUUUUCCCCUUCAUUUUUUUUUUCAUGAAUGCCUUUUUGGUUGAUGAAAUAUCUCUUUAAAAAAUCUCAGGAAUAUUUGGCAUUGUUCACCGAGAUUUCCGAUUUGACACAUGUAUGAUUAUAAUUAUGUUCAUGUAUAUUAUAUACAUAUAAUGAAAGGACUAAUGUAAUUUAACAUUUGAUAAUUAAAUUAGAUUUACAUGUAUGAUGAGCAUUUACUGGUGCCAGGAAUUGUGUGAUAAUGUUUUGGUGUUUUUUAAAGUAUUAUUAAAUGUUUAUACAUUAUUUGUUGCAACAAUGUAAACAACAAUGUAAAAUGCACAAAGCCCUUUUUUCCCUUUUAUUAAUGGACUUUUUGUCUUUAUUUUUUGUAAAAAUCUUGACAUAUACAAAGUAUCAUGAUACUAGUUGAUUGUAAAUUGAAACUAGGUGUUUAUUUCUCUCAGUAGUCUCUAGCCGUAUGACUGAGAAUAUGGGUAUGAAUGAGGAUGGAAUAUAAUUACAUGUGUAAUAUGUUGUGUCUGACUCAGUAAAAUUUACUUAUUCCACUAAUUGCAUUAUUGCAAUAACAGUAUAUACUGAGUACAUGUAUAAUCAAAUGACACACCUUAAUCUUGUACUUUACCAAAAUACUGAAAACAAACUUUUUUCCAUGGGGUCAUAAUUCCAUGAAAUCAGAAUUUCUGUUCAAUCUGUGGGUAGAAAAUUAUGCAGAUUUUUCUUGGAAUGUGUUUACAUGUCCUUAAUGCAUUUUAAGUCUGCAUACGUAGUAUAAAUUAAUCCCAUACGGAAAAAAGUACACCUACAGUAAAUGAUCAUACCAACGUAUUUUCAUUUUUUUUCUCUGUAACAUAUACCAAAAUAAAAGAUUAUUUAUCCAAAAAGGUCACAUUGCUUGUAUUAUCAUGAUAAUACAUGGUAAAUAUGAUUUUUGUUUUUGUUGAGUACAUUAUGCAUACUUUUGUAUUUUAUCAGAGCAUUUAUAUAAAACUAGAAUAUGUUUACAUGUAUUAGAAUUGGAAUGUGCAAUUAAAAAUUAACAAUUAUAUUUGCAUUAUGACACAAGGGCUUCAUUUGUGAAAAGAACUCAAUUUUUAACACAUGUAUCAGAGUUAUGGCCUUUGACAUAAAAUAACUGGAACUUAAUUAAUUCUUAUUUGUUUUGUCAUGUAAAUUGUUAAGGAAGAAAAAAAUGGAUGUAUUUAAUAUUUACAAGAUAUUUUCACAAGUUAUAAAAUUGUUAAUUAUGGAGAUGCUGUCUUGAAAGUGAGUCUGUUAUACCUAUCUAGUAAAAAAGCAGUUUACAUUGAUUUGAUAUUAAUAUCUUUAUGUUUAUAGUAAAUGUUGACGUGUACUGGUAUACUGAAAACUGCCACAAUCUAUAGAAAUUUGUUCAUUUCUUGAAAAUACAUAUGUGUAGCUAGAAUUACCUUUACUUGUUCAUUUUGAAUCAGAAUAAAGCAAUUCUGUAUGAAA
Saccostrea echinata is the source of this 2340-nucleotide messenger RNA. RefSeq names its product uracil phosphoribosyltransferase homolog. NCBI's taxonomy places the organism in Eukaryota, Metazoa, Mollusca, Bivalvia, Ostreida, Ostreidae. Bases 56 to 730 code for a protein of 224 amino acids. The record is from RefSeq and is a predicted model, not a curated record. The transcript has 7 exons.